Messenger RNA from Rhincodon typus (whale shark), 3441 nucleotides. RefSeq names its product gastrula zinc finger protein XlCGF26.1-like. The transcript is spliced from 5 exons. NCBI's taxonomy places the organism in Eukaryota, Metazoa, Chordata, Chondrichthyes, Orectolobiformes, Rhincodontidae. Bases 275 to 2071 code for a protein of 598 amino acids. The record is from RefSeq and is a predicted model, not a curated record.
CCUGAAGACCCGUUUCGUAAAGCGCAUGCGUAGUCACCAUCUUCCUCCAGGCCAUCGGUGUUCCGUCCGUUGUGUCUCAGAUCCUCAAACGAUAUUAGAAGAAGAUUUACAGUCAAGAAACUGAAACCAGACAUCUCAUUAAAAUUUGACAGUGCCCUUCGAUUCAUCAGUAUGUGAAAUGUUAUUGGCAUCUGAAUAUAUGAGCCAAUAUUGCCAAUCCCCAGUUGCUUGUGAUGAAGAUAAUGUUUGGCCUUCUUGAACCGCUGCAGUCCAUAUGAUGAAGGUGCUCCCACAGCAAGGUUGUUUGAAAGGGAAGAUUUUCAGUCGGGGAAACGAAACCAUCAUGAUGUCGGGAUCCAAUAUCAUUCGGACUCUGAACAUGGAAAGAAAAAGCACCAUUCACAGUUUGGAGAAACCAUAUACGUGUCCUGUGUGCGAGCGACGUUUCAGCCGAUCUUGUGACCUAUCGAGACACAGACGGUGUCACACCGGGGAGAAACGGUGGGAAUGUGGAGACUGUGGAAAGGGAUUCCGAUCCCCAUCUGAAUUGGAAAGGCAUCGGCGCAUUCACACUGGGGAGAGACCAUUCACCUGCUGUGAGUGUGGGAAAGGUUUCAACAAUUCGUCUAACCUACUGAAUCACCAGCGAGUUCACACUGAUGAGAGACCUUUUAAAUGUCCUGACUGUGGAAAGUGCUACAAAAGUCCAGGGGACCUGAUGUCCCAUCAACUUGUUCACACUGAGGAGAGACCAUUCAGGUGCUCUCACUGUGGGACUAGGUUCAAGCGUUCAUCUGAAUUUAGUGUCCACCAGCGCACUCACACUGGGGAAAGACCAUUCACUUGUACUGAGUGUGGGAAGGGAUUCACUCGGUCAUCCCACCUACUAACACACCGACAAGUUCACAGUGACGAGAGAGCAUUCAGAUGCCAGGAAUGCAAAAAGUGCUACAAAAGUUCUCGGGAACUGAUGUCCCACCAACGUGUUCACACAGACGAGAGACCUUUCAAGUGCUCCCACUGUGGAUUUGCAUUUAGACAAUCAUCUCAACUCUCUGUACACCAGCGAGUUCACACUGGGGAGAGACCAUUCACUUGCUCUGAGUGUGGGAAGGGAUUCACUCAAUCGUCCCACCUACUGAGACACAAGCGAAUUCACAAACACACUGGGGAAAGGCCAUUCACCUGCAGUGACUGUAGGAAGGGAUUUUCUCAUUUAUCCACCUUGCAAAAACACCAGAGAACUCACACUGGGGAGAAACCAUUUGCCUGCCACCAGUGCGGAAAGAAUUUUGCUCAGGUAUCCACCUUGCGUACACACCAGAGAACUCACACUGGGGAGAAACCAUUCACCUGUCCUGAGUGUGAGAAGGGAUUUGCUUAUUUAUCCACAUUACAUGCACACCAGAGAACUCACACUGGGGAGAAACCAUUUGCCUGCCACCAAUGUGGGAAGAAUUUUGCUCAGCUAUCCACCUUGCUUACAGACCAGAGAACUCACACUGGGGAGAAACCAUUCACUUGUCCUGAGUGUGAGAAGGGAUUUACUUAUUUAUCCAUAUUACAUGCACACCAGAGAACUCACACUGGGAAGAAACCAUUCACCUGCUCUGAGUGUGAGGAGAGUUUCAGUCAUUUAUCCAGCUUACAGAAACACCAGAGCACUCGCACAAAGGAGAAACCAUUCACCUGCCCCGGGUGUGAUAAGAGAUUCACCCAGUUCUAUAGCUUACGGAGACACCAGAGAACUCACACAAGGGAGAAAAUGUUCACUUGUCCCAAGUGUGGGAAAGGAUUCACUCAGUCAUCUUCCCUGCUGAUGCACAAAAGAGUUCACACUGGGGAGAGACCUUUCCAAUGCCCAGACUGUGGGAAGUGUUAUAAAAGUUCUGGGGAACUGAUGUCCCAUCAACUUGUUCACACUGAUGAAAGACCGUUCAGGUGCUCUCACUGCGGGACUGGGUUCAAGCGCUCAUCUCACCUCACUGCACACCAGCGAAUUCACAGAGUGGAGACACCGUUUACCUGCUCCAAAUGUGGGAAAGAUUCUAUCAGUCAUCCAAACUACUGAGGCACCAGCGAGUUCACAAGUGACUGUAGGAGUUAGACUUUGCUGUUUAUUGCUUUUAUGAAUCACAUCAGUACUGAACCUGUGAAUAAUCCUGAGGUGGGUAAGAAGUAGUGUCUCGGCUGCUCUCUUCCAUGGCUCAGAGCUCCCAGAUAUGGAACAGAAGCUCCUUUACAACUGGGUUUAGAGAUUGGAAGAGAAAUAGGGAAUGCAGGAAACAAGCUAUAAAAAAUGAGAGAUUGGGUUCACACUGGAGCUGUUCCUUAAGUGAAAGUAAAAUGGCAGGUAUAAGUUCCAACUCUGAAAAUGACUGUUGUGAGAUUCUUGAUUCUCUCAAUGUAAGGCCAGAACAAAAUCAACUUGCGUUUAUCAUAAUAUUUCACAAAGUAAAGUCUACAUGGGAUUUUCAUGGAUGGUCAAAAGCUUGUUUAUGAAGGUCGAGUUUAAGAAUUAUCUUAGAAGGAGAAGAGAUAUAGGGAAAGGAAGGGAAUUCCAGAGCUUGGGACCUUGGAAGCACGGUCACCAUUGUGGAAGGAUUUGAGUGAGGAACAGUAAAGGCUCAGAAUUAGAGAGGGACUGGAAGGCCAUAAGGCUGGGCAAGAUCCCAAAUGCUGUCAUUAAGGACGUGACUUCUUCCACAGAACUUCAAAGCUAUAUGGAACAGGUGCAUGCAGGUUGUUACCAUGGCCAUGCGGGACAUGUCUGCUGCCUUAAACAGCAGAUGACAUUUACUGUCUCCAUGGAUUUACAGCACGCCACUGAUCUCUAUCAAGCUGAUGUGCAGUGAGCUGGGAGCAAUGGUGUAACGCUGCUCCAGGAGAGGGAUGAUGAAGAAAGGAGACAUAGAAAUGGGAACUCCACUCAAAGCACUCCCAUUUCUCACCCUGUAAACACCUCUCCCCGACCAAUCCCUGAGGCAGUAGACAAUACACACUGCCUUCAUCUCCUCGCGCACUGCCCUCUGCCUCACGAGCUCAGUUUGUGCCCCACACAGGUACAGUUGAAAUAGGCUUUUCAGGGACUCUGAAACCCAGACAAAGAAAUUAAAAACAUCUGAGCAACCCAAAACCUUACAGGAUGCACCAGGUUGAAGUGACAGGAACACUCUAUGCUAGAAAAUGUAACUCACCAAGAAUUGUGCACAUGGGGGUUUGGCAAACUAUUAAGUCUUUUUAAAAAGAUGUUGACACACAAUAUGUAUGGAUUGGAACUGCUAACAGCUCUUGUCCAUUCUCACUUCCUGAGACUUGCUCACUUUUUCUCUGGUUUCAUGCUGUAUGAUUAUUAUUUAUAAUUUAAUCAACUUAUUUGGACAUGUUGCAGCACACCUCUGGGGCAGGUGGGACUUGACAGAGGUAAAGGUAAUCAAACCA